AUGAGGGAGAUUUGUUUCCAUCGAAGGCUUUUGAAGCGUGUGCAAGAACUUCGGGAAGAGACGGAGUGGAACUGUGGACUUAAACUACAAGCUGAAGCUGUUCUGCAAUUCCAGCCCCUGCAGCUCUGCAAUUUCCUGGCUGCGUUUUAUCAGCGAGACACCAUGAAGGAGAGCGAUGUGCAGAUGAUGCUGGCUGCCGACGUGCACCUCGGCACCAAGAACUGCGACUUCCAGAUGGAGCGCUACGUCUGGAAGCGCCGCUCCGAUGGCAUUUUCAUCAUCAACGUGGGCAAGACCUACGAGAAGCUGGAGCUGGCCGCGAGGGUGAUUGCUGCCAUCGAGAACCCGCAGGACAUCAUCGUCCAGUCCGCGAGGCCGUACGGGCAGCGCGCGGUGCUGAAAUUCGCGCAGUACACGGGAUGCCAGGCCAUCGCGGGGAGGCACACGCCCGGUACGUUUACGAAUCAGCUGCAGAACACGUUCAGCGAGCCCAGGCUGCUGAUUUUGACGGACCCCCGCACUGAUCACCAGCCCAUCAUGGAGGCAGCUCUGGGGAACAUUCCCGUGAUCGCGUUCUGUGACACGGACUCUCCGAUGAAGUACGUGGAUAUCGCGAUUCCGGCGAACAACAAGGGCAAGCACAGCAUCGGUGCUCUGUUCUGGCUGCUGGCCCGCAUGGUGUUGCAGAUGCGAGGCACGAUCAGCGCCGCGCACCCAUGGGACGUGAUGGUGAGUGUGGCGAUUUGGGAGGUUUGGGAGGGGGGAGGGGGCAUUGCGGGGUGGGAGGGGUUGGGAUGUGAAUGUGGUGGACGUGGCGGGUAA
Molecule: messenger RNA, 822 nt
Organism: Physcomitrium patens
Lineage: Eukaryota; Viridiplantae; Streptophyta; Bryopsida; Funariales; Funariaceae
Product: small ribosomal subunit protein uS2-like
Biological process (GO): translation
Cellular component (GO): small ribosomal subunit; ribosome
Molecular function (GO): structural constituent of ribosome
Source: RefSeq, a predicted model, not a curated record